Messenger RNA from Gracilinanus agilis (Agile Gracile Mouse Opossum), 2109 nucleotides. RefSeq names its product Sin3A associated protein 25 (gene SAP25). The record is from RefSeq and is a predicted model, not a curated record. Gene Ontology annotation, biological process: regulation of DNA-templated transcription. NCBI's taxonomy places the organism in Eukaryota, Metazoa, Chordata, Mammalia, Didelphimorphia, Didelphidae. Bases 1294 to 1857 code for a protein of 187 amino acids. The transcript is spliced from 5 exons. Gene Ontology annotation, cellular component: cytoplasm; nucleus.
AGGAGAGGGGGAAGGGGAGAUACAAGACAUCCAGGAACCCAGUGGCUACCCUUCUCCCUGCACCAGCAAAUAUGGAUGGAUAUCUUUAGGUUACUGCCACUCACAAUUCAGUUGAAGGUGGGAUGGGGCAGAGGGACCUUCAAUCCAUAUUCCUGCCCCUGGACUCUUAGAUGGGUGGGAAGACCUCAGCCUUGGCAGUUACUGUUUCCAGACUCUUCCUGGUGUAGGGAGCAGUAGUUCCUACUGAGAUGCUGUGGUUCUCCAAAGAACUCCCCAUGGCCAACGGAAGAAAUGGCUAAAGACUGGAUUCUGGGGGGAGAGGCAAGGGAAGAGGGCUGUGAUGGAACAAGAAGGUAUCUGGACUAAAUCUCUCCACACCUCAAGCUGUGCCAGGUCCCUCAAUAAAGAAUUACCAGGAGCUUCCUAGGUUGACUUGGUUAGACUGCCUGUGAAUGAAUGCCUUUCUGUGAAACGUUUUUUUAAUGCCUGGGGGGCGACAGAGAGGAGGUUCCUGUCUAUUCCGGUGUAUCUUUACCUCCGACCAUCUAAUUCCUUCACAUCUCUUCAUUUUGGUCUUUCUCCAGUAAUUCUAUCUGCCCGCCUCCCUUUUUUUCGACUUUUUCUCUGCUGCCCUGCCCCAUCAGUGACGUGUAACGAUUCCCUUGGGGGUUCCCAGCAGGUAAAAGGUCAAGCCCCUCUGACCUCCACCCUUUGGUUUUCCCGCCCACUUUGCGGCCCUCCAUGCGCCAUUUUCUCAUAUUUCCCCACCCAAAUGGGCGGGUUCCCGUUAGGGGGCGCCACGCCCCCCUGCUGAGUUAGCACCUUUUUAGUACUUGCGUACCUGGGUUGCCGCGUUGGGUGGAGGAGGGACCUCCGGACCAGGUCCUUUCCUAGGUAAGAAGGGUCUGGGCGUUGAACUGGGCCUGGCCGGGUCUGGGGCACCUUGGGUCCAAAAGGGCCCUACCUCGUGGGAUUCAAGGCCAGCCAGGGAGGGAAGGGGAUUUUGGGCUCCAGGUCAUGGUCCUACUUAAGUGUGGCAGGAGAGCCAGAAACAGGGUCUCUGGUCUGAGGGAAGAAACAGUGGGAGCAGGGUGCCCAGAAUGCUGGAGGAAAGGUCCGCAGGUGGGGGGGUUGGGAGUGGGAGACAUAAGAUGCCCAGGUAGAAGAAUUAUGAAGCAGGACUCCCAUAUGACUAAAAUGGUGAAGAGGAGGUAGUCUGUGUGCUCUCCCCCAGUAUGAUCCCCUGUCUUCCCCUUGGGGAAGGAGAGGAAGGUCUGGAGAAAGACCCUCUGGAUGGACAAGAGGACAAUGGCUUUGGAGAAGAGAGGCCAGGGGAUGUCCCCCAACCAGAUUGCCCAACUUCCCACCCAGAGCCUCAAAGAGAAGAGUCAGCCAGCUCCCUGGGAACCAGAUUAUAAGAAAGAAACAGUAUUUGAAAGGGCAGGAAAUUGUGGGCCUGGUACCUCAGUCUCAUACAGGACCAUCUGGCAUCCAUCUUUCUAUGCCCUGUAUGAUGCCCAGUGUCGUGACCCCCAAACACUAGUUCCACCUGAAAUAGAGGGGAAUCAAGACAGCUCCCAAUGGGAUGAAGGUUUUCCUGCCCUCGGCUCUGAAGAUUUCUUUUUCUCGGACCCUCUCUUGCCUUCCAGUGCUCGGAUUCCCCUUAGUCUGUCCCAGCCUCCCCAACAGGUACUGAGGAGAUCUGGGCGGCUUCUUACCCCACCUCCUAUAAUGUCAGUCUGGCCACAGCCUAUCUUGACCUGGCAGAGCGGUCCAGAGAUAACAGCUAUUACCAGCCUACUUGAGAUGAGCCAAGGGGGCACUGAAUCAGCACCCCCUACUUCAAAGGCCAGCUAGCCAAGCGUGGUUCUCUCCUCUCAGCCUGCUCUACUCCCUGGGAGUUCAGUAGAGCAAAGAUACAUACAUACACCCCACCCCCACCCCCCAGUCUCAUCUCCUGUUGCUAGUAUUGGGAGUGAACUGAAGGUUCCUUUCUGCCCAGAUCCCACUGCCACACACCCCCCACCCACCUCCAACCUUUCCUAUGUAUGUAUAUGGCUGUGUUGGGCUGAAUAAAGAGGGUAAUGUGUAUUCAAGUGUCCCACAAUA